Molecule: messenger RNA, 1119 nt
Organism: Aspergillus vadensis CBS 113365
Lineage: Eukaryota; Fungi; Ascomycota; Eurotiomycetes; Eurotiales; Aspergillaceae
Exons: 6
Source: RefSeq, a predicted model, not a curated record
CAUGACUGUCAGUCAUCCCAAGGAUGUUUUGAACACCAUCAAUUUCGUCACACAAUGUUUGUGUAUUCCGAUCAUUAGCGUAUUCGUUCUCUUGCGUUUCUCCAUCCGUAUCUACUACAAACAGUUCGUAGGUGUGGAAGACUGGUCAUGUCUCAUAGCAUGGGUUCUGUUCAUGGGAUACUGUGGCAUUGCUAUUGCCGUGGGUCACUAUGGCGGGGGUUACCACAUCGACGAUGUCUCUGAAGCACACCAAGUUCUUUUUCGCAAGUUCUGUUACAUCGCCACCGUUCUCUACUGCCCCAUGGCACUCUUCGUCAAGAUCGCACUCCUUUCUAUUCUCAUUCGCAUCUUCAGUCCUUACCGUUCCAAAAUCUACUUUAUCUACGGCCUCCUCGGCUGUCUCUGCAUAUACUACAUCGUUGCCGAGGUCGUUAAGAUCCGCAUGUGCGACCCGGUUCCGGGAUACUGGACGCUCGAUCCAAAGGCACGCUGUCUCAAUCAACGGGCCGCCCUGAUUGCCGACUCUGUCAUCAGUGUGGUGACCGAUUUUAUUAUCCUGAUUUUACCUCUGCCACUCACCUGGUCGCUUCAGAUGUCGCGGAGCAAGAAGUUGCGGGUCAUCGGCAUGCUGUCGGCGGGUGGUCUGGCCACAGCCUUCAGUUUGUACCGGCUGGUUCUGGUCUUGCGUGAUGGUAGCUCCAGGGAUCAGACCAUUGUCUUUAUGAUCGUUAUUCUCUCAGGAAACGCCGAAGGAGGCGUGGCCAUGAUUUGCGCUUGUCUCCCCACGAUCAACAUCCUCGUCAAUAAGCUCCGCAAGAAGGAGUACAGUUCUCAACGUUAUUACGAACCAGAGUCCUCCGUCAACCUUAGCAAGCUCAAGGGAAGCAACAAGCGAUUUUCAUUCGGUAACUCCCGCCGCGCCGAUGGCACCGAGUCCGCCUCCGACCAGUCACAUCUGAUUACAUUUGCAGGGACGGUCGACAUGGCAGGUAAUGAGGCUGGAGGCAUUCACAAGACGGUGGAUGUGUCACAAACGAUAGAGAUGGUGGCCGAUGGUGAAAGUCAUGAAAGCCACCAUCACGGCAGUUUUCACUAAUGAUUGUAUACCCUGGGUGGGCG